Molecule: messenger RNA, 2332 nt
Organism: Spodoptera litura
Lineage: Eukaryota; Metazoa; Arthropoda; Insecta; Lepidoptera; Noctuidae
Biological process (GO): regulation of transcription by RNA polymerase II
Cellular component (GO): nucleus
Molecular function (GO): DNA-binding transcription factor activity; zinc ion binding; RNA polymerase II cis-regulatory region sequence-specific DNA binding
Source: RefSeq, a predicted model, not a curated record
AUCAAUAUUAUUGAGGAAGAUCAACAAUGUUUACAAAAAAAUGUUUUGUUCGUUUCACAACAUUUUCAAGCAAAAUUAAUUGAUUCAAUCGUCGUAUAAACAUGUAUGUGAGAAAGAGUAUUCCUAUAAACUAGACUAGACUGUUACCGAAUAACAGUGUGAACAGUGCACUACAAUCUGAACUAGGAAUUUGAUUGUGAUCGUAUAAUAUUGUUAUGUGUAUUUCAACACAAAAUGAGUGAACAAAAGAAGAAUAUUAACUGUCGAAUAUGUUUACGAUGCGAUUUAAACAAAGAACAUAAAACAUUCUCAUUGUUUGAGAAGUACAAUCACUCUAUAAUAUCAGACAAAAUAAAAUAUAUAGCCAACAUCGAAAUUAAACCGAAUGAUGGCUUGCCAUCAACAGUAUGCCCUGACUGCCUACUACAGCUCGAGACUGCGAUUAUCAUCAAACAGAAAUGUGAAGCAUCUAACAAAAUCCUACAGACUGUUGUACAGCAGCCAUCUAAAGUAUGUAAAGUGUCUAUCAAACUUCCGUUUAAAAAGGAAGUACAUGUAGAUAACGCAAAUAAGAGGACGAAUACCACAACAUCAUGUCCUACAAUACCUGAACAUAAGGAUAAUGGCCAACACUUGAACAGUAAACAAGAUCAACAAGUGGUACUGGAAAAUAAUCCUAAAUCAAACAAAGCUAAGGUUGAAAGAUUAGAGAGAAAAAUAGAAAAACCUUCUCAGGCCAAAAAGGAAUCAGUUAUAAAGGAAACCAAACCAUUAUUUGUAAAAGUAGAGAUUCCAAACCAUUUAUGUAUAAUACCUUUAACUGAAAAUUAUGAAUCUUUUAAUGAAAUAGAACAACCGGAUGAUGACAUAGUAUCUGAUCACGAAGGACCCAUACAUGACAGAACAGGACAAACAGAAACACUAACAGAAGAUACACUUGACAAAACAAAUGAGGUUGAUUCUAAAAAAAUAAAUGGAGAAAAAAAAAGUAAAGCCAUAGACUUACAGUUAAUAUGUGAUGACUGUGGUGAAACAUUUAAGACUAAAUGUAAACUCAGUGUGCAUUGGAAGAAGGAUCACCUGCAUGAAAAGUUGAUAUGCUCUAACUGCAAACGGACGUUCAAAACUUUUAAAGCUCUCAAUGUGCAUCGUAAAAAAAUGAGCAGGAGCUGUUAUGCUGCUACUCUAGUCCGUAUUGAAGGUCUGGGGAAGGAUAGAGUAUUUCACUGCAAAGAUUGUACCUAUCACACUAAAAACAUCAAAGACAUAGACGCUCAUUUAGUUACACACAAUGGUAUUCGGCGAUAUCAAUGCAAGGAUUGUUUGAAAUGGUUCACCCAACACAGCUCGCUACAAGGACACAGGGAAGCACAUCACAAUGAUUAUAAAAAAGUAGGCACUUGCCAAUACUGUGGUAAACAUAUAAAAGGCCGCAACAAAUUGUACAAACACUUAGUAAAUCAUGAGUCAAAGUCCGUACAAUGUGAGAUUUGUAAGAAAAUAUUAAAAAAUCGUAGCAAUUUGAGAAACCAUAUGAAAAGACAUAGUGGUGUUAGAAGUUAUACAUGUACAAGCUGUCCUGCGAAUUUUUUCACUAUGGCUGAACUUUGUAAUCACCGUAACAGGGUCCAUUGUAAAGCUAAAACAUUUAAAUGUAAUCUGUGUGGGUACUUGACAACUACAGCAAGAUUAUUAAAAACACACAUAUCUCGGCAUACAGCAACCAAUGUUGUGUGUUUUAUGUGCGGCAUGUUCCUUGACAAUGAAGAGAAGUUAGCCAUCCACCAGAAGAGACAUAUGGAGCAGAAUUUUGUUUGUCGACAUUGUGAUAAAGGCUUCUUCCUUAGAGAAUCACUGAGAAGGCAUUUAGCCAAGAUACACGAUGAUUUAUCGCCAGACUCACUAGAACAAUCAAAACCUGUGAAUGUAAAACAGGAGAGUUCUGUAGAAAAUAAGUUAAAUAGUUAAUUUUAAUAUUUAUAUUUUUGUUCCAAUAUUAUAAUUAUUUCCCAAAUUAUGUCGUAAAUGUUGUGUCACAAUAACUGUUCAAUAUUUAGCAUAGCUUAUAACUUUUAAUAGUUGAGAUUGAGACUUAUUUUUAUGAUGUAUUAUAAAUGUAUAUAUUUUUUCUUCUGUGAAGAGUUAUCUAUUUACACAAAGUAACUAAGAACUCAAUUGAGCCUCUGUUAAUUUGAUCCAGUAAUGAUUGAAUAUUCGUUUUAAUUAUUAUAAUCGAUUAUAUUGCAUGCUGAGACCAGCUGGAGUCAGUUUACUGAAUAGAAUUAAAUGUCUGAGUAUAGAAAUCUAUAUAUUUAUUAAGAAAUAAUUUUAU